UUCAUUAAUAGUAAACAAAUCGUCAUGAAAGUCGCCUGAGAGGUACAUGACCGCGACUGAGUCAUUCACCAGCCAUGGCAGCAGCAGCAGGGCCUCCCAAGAUCCCAAACUACAUCAUCGCCGAGAAAAUAGGGUCAGGGAGUUACGCAGACGUGUACAAAGCUUAUAAGAAGGGCGUCACGAGAGAGGUGGCGGCCGUCAAGUGUGUCACCAAGUCUACGCUGUCCAAAUGGGCAUUGGACAACCUGGUAUCUGAAAUUGGUAUAUUGAAGAAGCUGAAACAUGAACAUAUCGUGGAGAUGAAGGACUUCGUGUGGGAUGACAACUACAUAUAUAUCAUAAUGGAGUACUGUGGUGGCGGUGAUCUCUCGCAUUUCGUCAAGUCUAAGCAGCGGUUGCCGGAAGCUGUGUGCCAGAGGUUCCUGCAGCAGCUCGCCUCGGCCCUAAGAUACCUAAGGAGCCAAAAUGUCAGUCACUUGGACCUGAAGCCCUCUAACAUCCUCUUGAGUUCGAAGAGAAACCCCAUACUUAAGAUUGGGGACUUCGGUCUCGCGCAACACAUGCCCGAGGAGGAUACCAGCAGCACGAUGAAGGGCAGUCCUCUGUACAUGGCCCCUGAAAUUGUGCUGAAACGGCAGUACGAUGCCAAAGUUGACUUGUGGUCCGUUGGUGUUAUUCUCUACGAGUGCCUGUUUGGGAAAGCGCCGUAUUCCUCCAAAACGCUGCAAGAGUUGAUUGACAAGAUAAAGCUGGAUAAGCCCAUCGAGGUGCCUUAUGGUACAAACAUAUCACCAGAAUGUAGAGACUUGUUGCAGCGUUGCCUUGAGCGAGAUGUCAGUAAGAGGAUUGAUUUUGAAGAUUUUUUUGCUCAUCCAUUUGUUGACCUGGAACAUAAAGCAGGACCUGAAAGCCUAAACAAGGCAACGGAACUUCUGACGUCUGCAGUGAACUUUGAUGAGUGUCAAGAAUUUGAGGAAGCAUUUAGGCACUAUAGCAAAGCUCUGCAGUAUCUUGUUCCAGUUCUUCACGUUGAGAGGGAUUCUGUGAAAAGAAGUGCCUUACGUCGCAAAAUCACAGAAUACUUGAAGAGAACGGAAUCGCUGAAGAAAAUCAUAAACUGCGAUAAGGACGGCAUCAAGAACAUUAGAGUUCCAACCAUAUCGAGGCAAGAUUCAAGCCCAUCAACCACAUACCAAGGAAACCGUGAGGAAUUGAUUAGGUUAUCAGGAACAACACCGCAGAUUAUAGCUGCCAUGGAGAUUGCGACGACAGGCGACAUGUAUGCUCAGGAGGGAAACUAUGCAAUAGCCCAAGAAAAAUAUGAGCUUGCCUUAGGGAAACUCUUAGCCCUGAUGCAAAAUGAGCCAAAGGGAAGGAGAAAAGAACUUCUCCGAGAAGAGAUAGAGAGGUGGAUGUCACAGGCAGAGGUUGUCAAAGACCUUAAGGAAGGUGGCACAUCUAAAGAAGCUGGUGCUAGUACGAAUAAUGAAGGUUAUGAUGAAAAGGGAUGCUUUCUACAGUAGCAGGGUAAAAGCUUUAUAAUAAAGUGCAAUGGUUAUGUUACACCCCACUAGUCAGUUUAUAAGCCUCUUGUUCAUUCCAUUCUGUUUACUACAAUAAUGUGAACUAUUUGAUUCCUUAUUCAGGAUCACUUGCUUCUUAACCAUGACAGUUAUCACUUGUAACUCUUUACAUACAAGAAAAGUAUUGAACUUAUCACAAGUCAUAAAGCAAGAUAUAUUUGAUAUGUAAAUUGGAUUACUAUAUAAGGUUACUUACAUGAAAUGCAAGUAAUUUUCACAAUGGCCUUUCAAACAUUAUAUAACUAUGUAUUUAUUUUAGAAUAAAAAAAGAUAAAUAUACUUCGAACCUGUGAUAAUGGAUGCUGGUGGUUUAGUGUUCAUUUUCAUAUUUCCUGUGAUUUUUCUGUUAUUUGUUACUGAUGUGUUAAUGUUGAUUGUACAGCAUCAUAUUUUCCUAAUGAGUAUUCACUUUAAUUAAGCAAUCUGAAAACAGUAUUGUGCCAUUUAUGUUAGAAUAAAAGUCUUGUCUUUUUUUUUAAUUUCACUGCAGGACACUUCCUCUUGUAUGAUCUUUUUUAUUGAGGUUCUUCCAUUUUAUACUUUUACACCAUUCAUUUUCUUCAAGACUAAGUAUAGAAAAAUGUUGUUGGUUGUACAUGAACCGUCCAGAGGAACUGUAAAUUUAUUUUAUGCUGAAGAUGUAUUGGAAACAUUAAACUAAACCACAAGAUAACACUAUUAUGGCUUCAUUUUUUGAAGACUAUAUUGUAGGCUGAAAAUGUAAUUGGUUCUAGCAGAAAAAAUAAUGUGUUAAUAAGUAUUCAAGUUACAGGAGAACAGAUAUUUUUUGGAUGCAAUUGACUAUGAAAAUAUAGUUUAAUGUAUCAUAGUUGAUGUAAAACCAGCUGUGAAACAAAAAAAUUGAUGUCCUUUUUUUCUUAUUGCUGGAGAAAUACAUUAUUUAAAUAAUUGAUGUGGAACUAAGAGCAGUCUGACCUGUAGAUAUAUAUUUUGUAGGGGUGGGUGUUGAUGAUCAAAGAUAAUUUUGAAAUAAAGGGAUGGUAGAGAACGUGUUACUAGUCUUAAAAUAAUGCUAUCUCAUUACGAAGCAUCCCAUAUAUGUAAAACAUACAAAAAAAAAAAAAAAAAGUACACAAAGGAAUCAUUUUCAAUAUUCAUGUAAAAAUAAAAAAGGUAUGAAUGAGAAUGAAUAUCUUCACAGUACAAGAGAUGCAUUUGACUGGUUUCAAUUAUAUCUUUGUCAGAAAUGCAUAAUUUUGUCAACAUGGAUACAGUUUAUGUGAAAAUAUACAUAGGCAUUGCAUCAUAUUUACUGCAGGAGGAAUGUCAUUUCAUAGAAAUGAAAGAAUGGUUGGUAUAAGUCGAAACAACCAUUUUGCAGCUCCUACCCAUUUUUAUAAUUCAGUGUGUUUGUUUUAAUCUUGUUAUGAUUACAGGUUAUGUGCUUGUUAAAAGAGGAAGGGAUCAUUUGAUUUAUUAUAAAACCUAUGUAUUUUAAUGGAUAAGGAGUUUUAAUAAAUUUAUGAAUCACG
This is a messenger RNA of Penaeus monodon (black tiger shrimp), 3076 nucleotides long. It is a transcript of the gene Aduk, whose product is annotated as serine/threonine-protein kinase ULK3-like. Gene Ontology annotation, cellular component: autophagosome; cytoplasm. Bases 75 to 1523 code for a protein of 482 amino acids. Gene Ontology annotation, molecular function: ATP binding; protein serine/threonine kinase activity. Gene Ontology annotation, biological process: protein autophosphorylation; autophagosome organization; peptidyl-serine phosphorylation. The transcript is spliced from 3 exons. NCBI's taxonomy places the organism in Eukaryota, Metazoa, Arthropoda, Malacostraca, Decapoda, Penaeidae. The record is from RefSeq and is a predicted model, not a curated record.